AUGACAGGUGACCUACACGAUAUCGGCAACUAUCGCCCAAUCUGCUUGCUGUCUGUCGUCUACAAUCUUUUCACUCGAGUCAUCCUAAAUAGUAUUCACAGAACACUAAACGAAGGGCAGCCGUGUGAGCGAGCAGGGUUUGGAGGAGUCGCGACUGUACAAAAUUUCACAACCAGAGUAUCACCAAUCUACAAUGAUAUUAACAUUGACGUCAAAAGAGGAGUUAGGCAAGGCGAUACCAUCUCGCCAAAAUUAUUUAUCGCCACACUCCAGAACGUCAUGCGAACAUUGGAAUGGGAUAAUUUGGGAGUGAAAAUCGAUGGUCGGCAAUUACACUAUCUUCGCUUUGCUGAUGGCAUCGUCCUUAUAACACCAAACAUUAGCCAAGCAGAACGUAUGCUUGCCGACUUUGAUAUAGCCUGUGAGAACAUUGGUCUUCGACUAAAUCUCACAAAAACGUUGUUAAUGGAGAACGGUUUGGUUUCGCAUGCUCCGUUCACGCUCAACGGAACGAAUAUCUCCGAAUGCUCCAGUAAAAUCUAUCUAGGUCGGGAAAUCAAUUUUGUGAACGACCUAGCUCAAGGGCUGAGCAGAAGGAGGCUAUCGGCUUGCGGAGCUUUUAAGAGCAUCGACUAUAUAGUGAAGAGAACAAGGAACACCCAACUCAGUGCCCACCUUUUCGACUCAGCAGUACUUUCUGCUCUAACGUAUGAGUUAGAAACAUCGCUGCGUAAGCAGGACGAAGCAUCACUCAGCCUUAUCGAACGCGCGGUCGAAACGACGAUGCUAGGAGUAUCCCGUUCCGCACAAGUAAGUGAUGGGAUCCGAAGCUCCGAUCUGCGUCAACGAUCAAAAAUCAAAGAUGCCGUUCUCUACGCCAAACAGUCGAAGAUAAGGUGGGCCGGACACGUAAAGCGUAUGAAUGGCAGUCGAUGGGCAAGAGUCAUUAGUGACUGUUUUCCUCGGGAUGUCAAAUGUACUGCAGGAAGACCACCGACUCGAUGA
Molecule: messenger RNA, 1005 nt
Organism: Angiostrongylus costaricensis
Lineage: Eukaryota; Metazoa; Nematoda; Chromadorea; Rhabditida; Metastrongylidae
Source: the annotation of a GenBank genome assembly